UUGAUUAUCCCCAGCUGCUAAAUCUCCUUCACACGCUCCCUUCUCCUCUCUUUCCAGUUAAUCUCCAGGAAAGAAACCGCCAACGUCCAACACGGCAUUAGCAGCAGCAGCGACCGCACCCCACAAGAAGAACCACAGCCAAACCACCAUGCAUGUGUUCCUCGCAGCAUAGGUAGUCCAGUCAUUGCUUGCCUCUAAAGUAGUUGUUCUUUCCAUUCUAGAUAUAGGGAAACCAACCCCACUCUCUCUCUCUUUCUGCUGGUGCUAUAGGUUGUUGCACGUUUUGCUCCCCUCCUUUUCUUUUCAGUUUCCUACCCAGCCAUGGCUUGGAGCUUUCAGCUGCGUGCGGCCAGUUGUCCUCUCUCGUCGUAGCAAGCAGGAUAUUUCAUCUCCGUCUCUCUCAUCCCUUGAAAUCGAGAGAGAGACCGCCAAGGUCUGAAGCUGCUGACUGUUGAAGGAUAGCAAGGCUCCUGACUCAGCCUCAAGAAGAAGGUGAAUCUGUUCGGUGGUAGAAGAUCAAGUGAUAGGCCAUGAUGAGCAAUCUUAGGCUUGGUGUUGAGGUCCUCAGUGCUCAUGACCUCCUCCCGAAAGAGCAGGGCACAGCCAAUGCUUUUGUCGAGGUCGAAUUUGACGACCAGAAGUUCCGUACAGCCAUCAAAGACAGGGACCUCAACCCUGUCUGGAACGAGCAGUUCUACUUCAACAUAUCUGAUCCAUCCUGCCUCCCAGAGCUACACCUUGAGGCCUAUGUGUACCAUGCGAACCGCGCCAGCAAUUCCAAGGCUUGCCUUGGCAAGGUUCGCAUCUCGGGCACAUCCUUUGUCAGCCAACCUGAUGCCUCAGCCCUGCACUACCCCCUGGAGAAGCGCACAAUCUUAUCACGUGCACGUGGUGAGCUUGGGCUAAGAGUAUUCCUUACAGAUGACCCAUCAGUAAGGGUGUCUGCACCAGGUCAGGAAUUCAAUAUGUUGAGCACGCCUACCACCGCACAAGAGCAGGCAGCAGUGAACUCCAUUCCAAAUCCUUUCCAAGAGACCAGACCAAACCCAGUGAGACAAUUCCAGCACUUGCCAAGAGAACAGCACCGUCCGGAAUCAAUGACUGCGCAACCAUACUACUCUGAAGGUUCAUAUGGAGAGCCGCAACAGAGAAGCUUUUCUGCAGUUGGGAAUAAAACUGGAGCCCCUCAGCCUCGGGUAGCAAGGAUGUACGCUCCAGGUCCACAACAGCCUAUAGACUUUCAGCUGAAGGAGACAAGCCCAAUGCUUGGUGGAGGACGUGUUAUUGGCGGCCGGGUGAUCCCUGGUGAAAAGGCUGGAGCAUACGACCUUGUUGAGAAGAUGCAGUACCUCUUUGUGCGUGUGGUCAAGGCCCAUGACCUGCCCAACAUGGACAUCACCGGGAGUCUUGACCCUUAUGUGGAGGUGCACCUUGGAAACUACAAAAUGAAAACAAAGCACUUCGAGAAGAAUCAGAGGCCUGAGUGGGACGAGGUGUUUGCAUUCCCUAAGGAAGUCCUGCAGUCAACUACACUCGAAGUUGUUGUGAAAGACAAGGAUGUCCUUCGGGAUGACUAUGUUGGUCGGGUGAUGCUCGACCUGAAUGAGGUGCCUCUAAGGGUCCCUCCUGACAGCCCAUUGGCGCCGGAGUGGUAUCGUCUUGUGGGAAAGGAUGGCAUGAGGGACAGAGGAGAGCUGAUGCUUGCAGUCUGGUAUGGAACUCAAGCGGAUGAAUGCUUCCCAAGUGCCAUCCAUGCGGGAUCAACCCCAGUUGAUUCCCAUCUUCACAAUUAUAUCCGUGGGAAGGUCUACCCUACACAAAGAAUGUGGUACGUGAGGGUCAAUGUAAUCGAGGCACAGGAUAUAAUCCCAAUGGAGAACCGUAUACCUGAUGUGUUUGUAAAAGUGAGGCUGGGCCACCAAUUGUUGAAGACAAGGCAAGCUCGCUCACCAACCAAAAACUUUACGUGGAAUGAGGAGAUGAUGUUUGUCGCAGCAGAGCCUUUUGAUGAUGACUUGAUCAUAUCAAUAGAAGACCGUGUUGCACAUAACAAAGAUGAAGUGAUUGGUGAAGCUAUCAUACCACUCACAAAGCUUCAAAGGCGGGCUGAUCACAAGCCAGUACGGCCAGCGUGGUUCGAUCUCAGAAGACCAGGGCUGAUUGAUGUGAACCAGCUAAAGGAAGAUAAAUUCUAUGCAAAGGUACACCUUCGUGUUUGCCUUGAAGGCGGGUAUCAUGUGCUUGAUGAGUCCACACAAUAUUGCAGCGAUCUCCGGCCAACAAUGAAGCAGCUUUGGAAACCACCAAUCGGGUUGCUUGAAGUUGGCAUUCUAGGUGCAAAUGGUCUAAAUCCAACAAAAACCAGAAACGACCGGGGGUCAUGCGAUGCAUAUUGUGUUGCCAAAUAUGGGCAGAAAUGGGUGCGGACACGCACAAUUGUUGAUAGCUUGAGCCCUCGAUUCAAUGAGCAGUAUACAUGGGAUGUCUUUGAUCAUGGAACAGUACUCACCAUUGGUCUGUUUGACAACUGCCACAUAAGUGGAGAUAGCAACCAUAAUUCUCCCGGCCAUAUGGAUAAACCCAUUGGGAAAGUGCGAAUUCGUCUUUCAACGCUUGAGACCGGGCGGGUGUACACACACACAUAUCCAUUGCUUAUCCUCCACCCAUCAGGAGUUAAAAAGAUGGGUGAACUUCACCUUGCCAUCCGGUUCUCAGCCACAUCCCUGAUCAAUGUGCUCUUUACAUACUCUCGGCCCCUCUUUCCCAAGAUGCAUUAUGUGCAGCCUCUGUCAAUAGUCCAGCAGGAAAUGCUCCGCCACCAGGCUGUCCAGCUGGUUGCACAGCGACUGGGGCGCAUGGAGCCACCAGUUCACAGGGAAGUUGUUGAGUUCAUGUCAGAUGCCCGCUCUCACCUAUGGAGCAUGCGACGGAGCAAAGCUAACUUCUUCCGUCUUAUGCAAGUCUUUUCUGGAGUCAUUGCUGCAGGGAAGUGGUUCGGCGAUGUUUGCCAGUGGAAAAACCCAGUCACCACCGUCUUGGUACAUGUGCUCUUUGUCAUGCUUGUGUUCUAUCCAGACCUUAUCCUGCCAACGAUCUUCCUCUACAUGUUCUUGAUAGGGUUGUGGAAUUACCGGUUCCGGCCGCGCUUCCCACCACACAUGAACACAAGAAUAUCUUAUGCUGAUGUUGCCCAUCCAGAUGAGCUUGAUGAGGAAUUUGAUACAUUCCCAACCACAAAGAGCCCAGAUCUCAUUAGGAUGAGGUACGACAGGUUACGGCAUGUUGCUGGGAGGAUACAGACAGUGGUCGGGGAUAUCGCCACUCAGGGAGAGAGACUGCAAUCGCUGCUGAGCUGGAGGGACCCAAGGGCAACAGCUAUGUUCCUAUUACUUUGCUUGAUCACUGCGAUUAUACUAUAUGUGACACCAUUCCAAGUGAUUGCACUCUGCCUUGGGUUCUUCUGGAUGAGGCACCCUCGGUUUCGCCACAAGGUGCCUGCAGCACUGGUAAACUUCUUCAGGAGGCUACCUGCAAAGACAGAUUCUUUGCUGUAAAGUUCUUCGGAUAUCACAUAUCAGCCAGUGAUGUCUAAUGUACCACUUUGUAUCUGUUUUUUGUGGCCCAUAUAUUGUUAUAUAAUAGCAUUAAGUGAGAUCAUAUGUAAUUGCUGCUUAUGUGACAGAACAAAAUAAGUCAAUUUCGUCAGACAAUUUUCCUGCUUUUAGAUGUUAAGAAGAUACUCAAACUUCAGUAUAGCAUGAAAUGUUUAU
This is a messenger RNA of Phragmites australis (common reed), 3770 nucleotides long. RefSeq names its product FT-interacting protein 3-like. Lineage: Eukaryota; Viridiplantae; Streptophyta; Magnoliopsida; Poales; Poaceae. The coding region runs from base 531 to 3554 and encodes 1007 amino acids. The transcript has 2 exons. The record is from RefSeq and is a predicted model, not a curated record.